Chondrus crispus (carragheen) is the source of this 1272-nucleotide messenger RNA. RefSeq lists its product as hypothetical. Gene Ontology annotation, biological process: thiamine pyrophosphate transmembrane transport. Lineage: Eukaryota; Rhodophyta; Florideophyceae; Gigartinales; Gigartinaceae. Bases 1 to 1272 code for a protein of 423 amino acids. The record is from RefSeq and is a predicted model, not a curated record. Gene Ontology annotation, molecular function: thiamine transmembrane transporter activity. Gene Ontology annotation, cellular component: mitochondrial inner membrane. The transcript has a single exon.
AUGGAUGGGCUCGGCUUGCCCCACCUUCAAAGAGGACUAACUUGGCCAUUGCGACAUGCUCAACAACUCUGCGACGGAUGCUUCCAUGCUGCACUUGAUAGCCCGCGCAGACAGCCUUGCUUCUCUUCGCUCAAUCCUCACGGUCUAUCUCGCAAGAGACCAGCCAAACUUUCUUCAACUCAUCCGCACCCCACACCCCUCACACUGCAUGUGACUUCACGCACGAGAUCUUCUUGCGUCAACGCUCACAUCAAACCUCGAACCCAUCUUCAAAUUGGUAUUGUCAAUGGAUAUUCGCUUGUCUCCAGGGUUCAUCCACAAAUCUUAGAGAUGCCUUACCCUUGCGCAACAAAUAGAAAGCGUACGCACGCGUUUUGGGGAAGCCCGCUGGAGCUUACCAACCUCACCCCAUUCCAAGAUUUGUUAUGUGGUGCAUUAGCAGGGUGCAGCGCCCGAAUGAUGGUUGCCCCACUCGAUGUCUUGAAAAUUAGAUUUCAAAUUCAGUCUGAGACCCGAGGGCUCUACCGCUAUGCUUCAAUGUCCUCAGCAGUACGGAGCAUCUUGGCACACGAGGGCUUGCGUGCGUUUUGGAAGGGAAAUGUGCCGGCUUUGCUCAUGGUCACACCUUACGCGUCGGUACAAUUGGCCAGUUUCUAUCAACUCAAACAAUUAGCUCUUAACAUUCCCGAGCCCUACAAAUCACUUCUUUUCGGGGCAAUUUCGGGAGCUGGCGCUACCCUAUGUACAUAUCCUAUGGACCUUCUCCGCACGCGCUUCGCGGCUCAAAGCGAACCAAGGUCAUACAACAGUAUUAGACAGGCCGUUUCCGUUAUAUACAACACCCAAGGCCUACGUGGUUUCUACGCCGGCCUGGGACCCACGUUAGUCGAAAUUGUUCCAUACGUCUCGCUACAUUUCACAUGGUAUGAAGGCAUGAAAGGUCAAGUUCUGAAACGGACAAGGUCGGAUUCCUUAAAGCCGGCGGAAAGUCUAGUAGUUGGAGCAGUCUCCGGUACAGCUUCCAAGUUAUUCACCUUGCCCCUGGACAACGCAAAAAAGCUUAUGCAAGUGGAGGAUCAGUUUCUUGGGAAGAGAAACACUUCCUCUCCAUACCGAGGCAUCGCGCAUGUCCUGUCAAGGAUUUGGCGGAGGGAAGGCUUAAGGGGCUGGUUUCGUGGAACUGCACCAAGUCUAGUGAAGGCGGCCCCUAACUCAGCCAUAACAUUCACCGUGUACGAAAUGACAAGAGGGUACUGUGCCAGGAGAAGCUGA